CUAAAACGCCAGUACUCAGUGUCAAUAAAACCACGAAUAUGAGAACGGGGAUAUCACGUCGCGUGAAACCAAGGAGCAUAUGCUGCCAGCGAGAACCAUCUGAAGUUUCCGUGGAGUCGUCAUGGUUGCCGGCUUUUGAAUCGCCGUGCUUCGACUUUUUUGAUUCGUCUCUGUUUUUGUUGAGGACAGAGAUACUAGACAAUGUUGUUGAGCGUUUUUCCAGUGAACUCAAACUCCCUUCACCAUUGUCGCUCGACAUAUCGGCUUGGUGGAUAUCGGGCUAUUCGAGACGUUUUAACACUGCAGAAGUAGUAAACUGCGUGAACCUGCCGUUAGGACUCCAAUACUUAUGAGACUCGCCCAACAAUAGCUUUUUGUUCUAUAGGCCCAUUGUGCGUCAGUACUUUUGUAUCAACGCGACACCAACCCCCCUGGACAAAGGCAGUCAAACGAAAAGGGUUGAAAAUAAUUAAAGUUUAAUACCGCGUGACUUAGCGCUUCGUUCUCAACUCAAUAGUGAAUUAAGACGAAGCGAAGUCGGACUCCUGGCCGACCCCACAAGCGACCGAGUUACCGAAUCCGAGCACAACAGAUCGCUCCUGAUCAUGCUGUAAGUGUUUUUAUAAAUCGACGAAUUUAACCCCAUUAGGUAAACAAGAGGGGGUGAGCCACUAGCGUAAGACCUUCUUCAUUGACAGCUGACAAUAUUUAAGACUCGAAUUGACGAGACAGUUGUAGAUAUACGGGCCAUGGCAUAUUCGCCUCAACAUAACGGAACAUGCUCCAUUACCGUACUUUUCAUGAAACAGGGAGAAUAUUCCCGCUUUUAAAAUUUGAUUCGUGAUAAUAUCCACAUGACAACCGAUGAUCUUGUUUGAGAAGUUUCAGUGAUUCCGCAGCUUGAUUAUAUCGUUUGAAAAUACACUGUGAUGUUUACCCUCUUCCGCAACUGUUUAACGGAGCCAGCAAUUCAAUCGUCUCCAUUGUUACUAAAUUUUCACAAAGCAAUUAUUAGCUUGCUCUAGUAUCAAAAGAUUAUCCGCUCGCAGAUUUAAUAUUAUGUAGAAGGUACGUUCGGUUUACGCGUCGGAUUCGCUUGUGGCACACAUUCAUGCGCCGAUACCUGUGUAUCCUUAACGUGCUCUAAUGAGAUAUAGCGAUCGAUGAAUCUUGACGUGACGGAUGCGGCAGGAAUUGCGUAGGGCUCUUCAUGGAUACUCACCACCACAUAUGCGGAACAUAAGAAGCUUCCUGUGUGCCGUUUUCUUCAUCUUCGGACCAGCUUGUUUCUGCAGUUACUAUGGGUAAUACUAUAGGAAAGGAAAAAAGCAAUUCUAGAGACUCUUACCAAUGUCUUGUACAACUAAUUGAUGGAGGGUUUCUCGAUAGUCAGGGUGUCUAUUCGAAUGGCCCAACGUACAAAAAGUCUAUUGUCAAAAACUUAAUUCUGUCGCGCCGUCUUAUGCCAUUUUACAAGGGCCUGGAUAACAUUGAAAGUCGCUGGAGCAAUGAGGAGCUUUCAAUGGCUGUUGCCAAAGCGUUAGGACCACAAAAGGCCAUGUUACUAAACUCUACCCAACGGAGGGGCAGUGGUAACAGUAUAGCCAAUGCAAAGUCGUUGAGAGAGCAUUCUGCUCGAAUUCAUGAGGGUCGCUCAAGAGUCCGAUCAAACUCGGCCCAUCACUCCUCUUCAAAUUUGUCGGGACGCGGGAAGGAUGCCUUGAGUACCGUAUAUACGAAUGCUGUAGAAUGCCCCAUCUGUUUCCUUUUUUAUCCUCCAAACUUCAACUACACUCGGUGCUGUGGUCAACCUAUUUGUUCUGAGUGUUUUGUCGAAAUCAAAAGAGCUGAUCCUCACUUGCCAACAGUGCACGUGAAUGAGGCACCUCCCCGUGAAACAGACCUUAUCUCGGAGCCUGCUUGUUGUCCCUAUUGCAUGACCGAACGCUUCGGGAUAGUGUACAAGCCCUCGGCCGCCCUAAUGGCGUUUUGCUAUGGGGUGUAUGACUUUAGCGUACGAGACACCGCAGUUUCGUUUAAGUCCUUCAACGAAUUAAAAAGUCGCUUUGAUAAAAUGCCCUGGCCACCUCGGCACGACACAGUUUUUCAACCGAAUGACGACUGUGUGGUCACAACGGAUUUUAUUCGGCCUGAUUGGCAAUACAAGCUCGAGAGAGCCCGCCGUAGAGCAAUACGACGUGCUGCGAAUGCUGAGCUGCUAAACCAGCAUCUUCUCGAAUUACCAGGACGUCGUAAUAGUCGUGAUUCAGUGCAUGGAAAUUCAUCCCGUCCCAGUGUCAGCUCUCGUCGAAGUUAUCUUCAAUCAAUGGAGCAGCGCAUGAUAGACGAAGUAAUCCGCUUGAGUUUGCUGGAUGCCAAUCCGGCGCAACAAGAGCAUACGGCAGAUUCACAAAACAAUUCCACUCAAAAUUUGCCUACUACAGUACAACGGGAUGCCACAAUACAUUCAACCGCUCCAUCAGAUGCAUCUCGUUCGGCACGCCAAGCUAGAGUGUCCUCGUUCAUUCAAGAAACGAUGACCUCUACUUUACCUUCUGCUCAGCAAUCUGUUCAGAAUCCUGAGCAGAAUCCCUCCACAAUUCUUCCAAACGUAAGUGAACCUCAAACGCCCGUGUCUAGUGACGCUUCGAUGGUAUCCUCAUUUACACAAGAAGAGCAAGAUGCCAUUGAGGAGUUACUUCGGAGCCCUGCAGCUAGUACAAACCCUUUUCUUUCAGACCGUUUUGUAUCAUCUGCUGAUACUCAUUCUUCUUACGCGCAGUCGAAUACGAUCGAGCAAAAUAAGCAUGAUGUACCGAUUUCGUCCGUUACCGAGUAUCCAAUGCCUAUUGGUGAAAUAUCUCAGACUCGGUAACGGUAUUAAUUUCUCCAAACUUGUAUUUAAAACGGGGAAUGAUGGAGGAUUUAUUAAAUUAGUUUAUUUAUUGUGGUAAUACGGUUGGAUUUUAUUUAGUCUUAGAAUGAAUUGCAAGAGAUUAUGAAAUGCUUAAGUGCUUAAACGAGUUAAUUAGGUAAAG
Molecule: messenger RNA, 3038 nt
Organism: Schizosaccharomyces japonicus yFS275
Lineage: Eukaryota; Fungi; Ascomycota; Schizosaccharomycetes; Schizosaccharomycetales; Schizosaccharomycetaceae
Product: zf-C3HC4 type zinc finger
Exons: 2
Coding region: 1301-2875 (524 amino acids)
Cellular component (GO): cytoplasm
Source: RefSeq, a predicted model, not a curated record